Molecule: messenger RNA, 183 nt
Organism: Penicillium digitatum Pd1
Lineage: Eukaryota; Fungi; Ascomycota; Eurotiomycetes; Eurotiales; Aspergillaceae
Source: RefSeq, a predicted model, not a curated record
AUGGCUGUUAUUCCCCACGCAUUGGUUCCCGCUCGUACACGGCUAGCUGGGAUUGUCGUCACUGCCCCUCGUGUCCUUUUGUCCUCAUCAAUCAGCUUGUACUCUAGCUCUACUAGCUCGGCCCUCAAGAUUUCCACAGUAGAACUCACAGCCCGGACCAUAUCCAAUCAAAGACGCCGGUGA